Phymastichus coffea is the source of this 1469-nucleotide messenger RNA. Its product is annotated as acyl-CoA Delta-9 desaturase-like. Gene Ontology annotation, biological process: unsaturated fatty acid biosynthetic process. Gene Ontology annotation, molecular function: stearoyl-CoA 9-desaturase activity; iron ion binding. The transcript is spliced from 8 exons. Gene Ontology annotation, cellular component: endoplasmic reticulum membrane. The record is from RefSeq and is a predicted model, not a curated record. The coding region runs from base 420 to 1460 and encodes 346 amino acids. NCBI's taxonomy places the organism in Eukaryota, Metazoa, Arthropoda, Insecta, Hymenoptera, Eulophidae.
CGUGCAUCGCGCGUGGGCCUCGGCGAUUCCGCUGCUGCUCUCGCCGCCUGCCUUUGCUAUCGCAGCUUCCAGUCGAAAGUCAGCUCUGCAGUAUAAAGCUUACGGCAUUGACAGCGCGCACACAACUGAUGACAAGUAGACCGGCCAUUCCGAGAAAAAAAGCUGAUGGCGAGCGGCCAGCUGUAGCAUCCUGUUCGUCCGGUGACCAAUUGUGAUCGUGGUUGUCUCCCAACUGGAUCGAUUCGCGGCUUCCAUUUGCCAUUCGCCUCGGCCACAGUUGCCACUACGUUGUUUGACGCACAGUGCACUCGACCGGUAAACGAGCCGAUCAAGUGCUUCCUCGGCCGUGAUACCGGCUUACUGCAGUCCAGGACAUUGACAGUUAUAUAUCCAUUUUCAAACGUAGCGCUCACUGUAUCAUGAACGCGACAAUCAUAGAGAACAAGUUAGAAGCCGAGAUGGAGUUGGAAACAAAUGAGGAACAGUCGCCCAAAAUCGAAAUUUCUUGGAUAAUAGUCGCGAUUCUGGGCUUCAACCACGUGGCGGCGAUUUACGGCCUCUAUCUGGUUUUCACCUCGGCCAAAAUCGCCACUACGUUGUUUGCGAUUUUCCUGUAUCAAUUCACGAUGCUGGGAACUACGGCUGGUGUACAUCGACUCUGGGCGCAUCGGACCUACAAAGCCAAAUGGCCGCUUCAGGUGCUGUUGAUGAUCAUGUUUAGUACUUCCUAUCAAUUUUCAGUGCUGACUUGGUCGAGAGAUCACAGAGUUCACCACAAAUUCACUGACACUAACGCUGACCCGUACAGUUCGAAACGAGGCUUCUUGUUCUCGCACAUGGGCUGGGUGUUUUUGAAGAAACAUCCCGACGUCGCGAAGAAAGGCAAAGAAAUCGACGUGAGCGAUUUGUACAACAAUCCCCUGGUCAGAUUUCAACACGAACAUAAAACCGCGGUGUUGAUGUUGUGUUGCUACGUCCUGCCCACGCUGAUACCGAUGUACUUUUGGAACGAGACUCUUGCCAAUUCGUUUUACGUGGCAGUGGCUCUGCGUUGGACCUUCACGGCCCACUUAGUGGGACUCGUCAAUUCCGUCGCCCACAUGUUCGGCAACAAGCCUUACGACAAAAACUUGACCGCCGUGGAAAACAUGAGUGCCGCCAUCCUGACGUCGGGAGAAGGCUGGCACAACUACCACCACGCGUUCCCUUGGGACUACAGCGCAUCGGAGCUGGGAAACCAUUGGACCAACAACACCACGAGAUUCAUCGAUUUCUUCGCGAGAAUCGGCUGGGCGUACGAUUUGAAGACCGUUUCGCCGGAUCUCGUUCGGAAAAGGACUUUGAGAACUGGCGAUGGCUCCCACCCGGUCUGGGGUUGGAACGAUAAAGAUCUAACCGAGGAAGACCGCCUUGGCGCCACAAUAUUGUCACCUCAAAGCGGCACCAAAAUAUUCAAAUAAAGAGCCUCU